Molecule: messenger RNA, 550 nt
Organism: Hemiscyllium ocellatum (epaulette shark)
Lineage: Eukaryota; Metazoa; Chordata; Chondrichthyes; Orectolobiformes; Hemiscylliidae
Gene: nmba
Product: neuromedin Ba
Exons: 3
Coding region: 97-507 (136 amino acids)
Biological process (GO): neuropeptide signaling pathway
Molecular function (GO): neuropeptide hormone activity
Source: RefSeq, a predicted model, not a curated record
GACACAGACAAGGCACCCACAUACCACCCCACACACACCACCCCACACACACAGACACACAGAGGCAGAGGAACAGGACCGGCGCUCUCCCUCCCCAUGGCUACACCCUCUGUCCACAGUAUGGGGCACCUCAGUCUGCUGCUGUACCUGGUCGUGUUCUCUUGGUUGUCUGUCACCGCCUCAGUCAGCCUGGACCUCACCGAACUCAGGAACAAAGUUUCCAAAAUCAAAGUCAACCCCAGGGGGAAUCUGUGGGCGACAGGACACUUUAUGGGCAAGAAAAGCCUUUUUGACUACCCAGAGGGAUACAAUGCCUCUCCGGCGAGACUCUCCCUGGAGCCCUCUGAUGUUGCCAGGGAUUUGCAGAAUCUGCUCAUCUUGAAGAUGCUGGACAGCGGCCUGCCCCAAGAACAAGGAGGAAGCCAGCUCAUCCCCAACACUGUCACUGAGGGUACGGGAUUAUUAAUGAAGAUUAUUGAGAGAUACGUGAAAAAUAGUGAGAAGUGACAAACAUCCUGAACUCUUGUAAGGGAAAUCAAUAUUUGCAGAU